Lactuca sativa (garden lettuce) is the source of this 871-nucleotide messenger RNA. It is a transcript of the gene JOSL, whose product is annotated as JOSEPHIN-like protein. Lineage: Eukaryota; Viridiplantae; Streptophyta; Magnoliopsida; Asterales; Asteraceae. The record is from RefSeq and is a predicted model, not a curated record. Gene Ontology annotation, molecular function: cysteine-type deubiquitinase activity. Gene Ontology annotation, biological process: protein deubiquitination.
CCGUGUGCAAUUAAUCGGUUUUCGGUUUACUUUUCAUGGUCGCGUCGUUCUUUCGAUCGAAAGUUCGAAACACUAGUUGUAAAACCCUAAAUUUCGAACCAGUUGCAGCAGAAUUUAUGGGAGACGAACAGAAGCAAAUAUAUCAUGAAAAACAGAAGUUACAAUUUUGCCUCUUACACUCUCUCAACAAUCUCUUCCAGGAGAAGGAUGCGUUUACAAGAAAAGAUUUGGAUGAUAUAGCUGAAAAACUUGUUAAAGAAGAUCCAUAUGAAGGAAACCGGAUGCCUUUCUCAGUUAUCUUCAAGCCUCAUCAUAAUUCACUAACAGGUAAUUAUGACAUAAACGUGUUAAUUACUGCAGUUGAAAGAAAAGGGAAGAAAGUUGUUUGGCAUGAUAGGCGUAAUAGAGCUUCUUCCAUUAACCUUGAUGAACCUGAAGGUAAAUUAAUGGGGAUUGUGUUAAAUGUUCCUGUAAGAAAGUAUGGUGGUCUUUGGAGAAGUAGACAUUGGGUUUCUUUGAGAAGGAUUAAUGGGAUUUGGUAUAACUUAGAUAGUGACUUUACAUCUCCUUGUUCAUUUGGAAGCACCGAAGAAUUAAGGGAUUUCUUGGAUGCUGCCAUUGAUGGUGGUACUGAGCUACUUCUUGUUAAGGAUGAUGACUAGUAGUUAGCUACAAUAGAUUAUGGAUCAUUUUAGGCCCAUUACAACAUUUUGCUUUUUACCUUUUUGUUAUUAGAACAUUGUAAUUUAAAAGUUUUAUCCAAUUGUAGCAAUGAAAAGCUUGUUGUAUUUGGAUGAUAUUGUUAUAAUUUUGUAGAUUUGCUAAAGUAUAGUACUGUAAUAAGAUGAAAUAAAAGUAAGAAAAUUUUAGA